AUGGGCGAGUUGUCUGAGAGCGAGGAUGAGGAGGACAAGACGGAUGAGAAGGAGAAGAAGGCUCUCAACGACUUCAAGGAUAAGUGGUCCAAGUAUUAUAUGGAGAAGCUUAAAGAGUUCUCGGGGGGUUGUUUUUCUGACGCCAAUGCACCGAAAGGGUUUGUGGAGGAAUUGAAGGAGUUGAUCGACAAAGAGAUUCAGCACCAGAAGACGUUAGAAUUCGGAAGUACCGAGUAG
Glarea lozoyensis ATCC 20868 is the source of this 237-nucleotide messenger RNA. RefSeq lists its product as uncharacterized. The transcript has a single exon. NCBI's taxonomy places the organism in Eukaryota, Fungi, Ascomycota, Leotiomycetes, Helotiales, Helotiaceae. The coding region runs from base 1 to 237 and encodes 78 amino acids. The record is from RefSeq and is a predicted model, not a curated record.